AUGGAAUUUGUUCAACGUGCCAUGCACAAGAAUAAAGAUAUUGUGGGUGUAAUCUUCAUGAUGACAAUUGAUCCAAGUAGAAUUUCAGCUUCAGCUACACCAUUUGCUCUCAUCGACGAAUACAGUGCUAUCAAAAGUGAAAAAGAAAUUCUAUUCUCAAUGCACAGUGUUUUUCGUGUCGAUGAUAUCAAACAGGCAGUCGGCAACAGUCGUCUAUGGGAAGUUCAAUUGACUCUCACAGGCGACAAUGAUCCACAAUUGGCUACUCUUACUGAACGCAUAAAAGGGGAACUCUGUGGAUCCACAGGAUGGCACCGAUUGGGCCAUCUAAUGCUUCAAGUGGGUCACUACAAUCAAGCUGAAGAUCUUUACAACAAAUUACUCAAGAAAACGUCCAGCGACGAUGACAGAGCACAUAUAUAUCAUAUGCUUGGACUCUUGAAAAACAAUCAAGGACAAUACAAAGAAGCAGUUUCAUUUUAUGAAAAAUUACUUGAAAUCGGGCGAAAAACUCUUCCGGAAGAUCACUCUUCAUUGGCUACUACCUACAACAACAUCGGCCUUGCGUAUAACAACAUGGGUAACUACUCGAAAGCACUUGAGUUUUACGACAAAUCACUUAAAAUAAGAGAAAAAGCUCUGUCUCCGAAUCAUCCCAAUUUGGCUACUUCCUACAACAACAUCGGUCUUGCAUAUAACAACAUGGGUAACUACUCGAAAGCACUUGAAUUUUACGAAAAAGCACUUAAAAUCGACGAAAAAUCUCUGCCUCCGAAUCAUCCCUCAUUGGCUACUUCAUACAACAACAUCGGUGGAGUGUAUAAAAACAUGGGUAACUACUCGAAAGCACUUGAAUUUUACCACAAAGCACUUAAAAUCUACGAAAAAUCUCUGCCUCCGAGUCAUCCCGAUUUGGCUACUUCCUACAACAACAUCGGUGAAGUGUAUAGAAACAUGGGUAACUACUCGAAAGCACUUGAAUUUUACGACAAAUCACUUAAAACAAGAGAAAAAUCUCUGCCUCCGAAUCAUCCCUCAUUGGCUACUUCCUACAACAACAUCGGUGAAGUGUAUAGAAACAUGGGUAACUACUUGAAAGCACUUGAAUUUUACGACAAAGCACAUCAAAUCUAUGAAAAAUCUCUGCCUCCGAGUCAUCCCGAUUUGGCUACUUCCUACAACAACAUCGGUCUUGCGUAUAACAACAUGGGUAACUACUCGAAAGCACUUGAAUUUUACGACAAAUCACUUAAAAUACUCGAAAAAGCUCUGCCUUCGAAUCAUCCCCAUUUGGCUAGUUCCUACAACAACAUCGGUCUUGCGUAUAACAAAAUGGGUAACUACUCGAAAGCACUUGAAUUUUACGAAAAGGACUCUCAAAUAACGAAAAAAAGUCUGCCUCCGAAUCAUCCCUCAUUGGCUACUUCCUACAACAACAUCGGUGCAGCGUAUGACAGCAUGGGUAACUACUCGAAAGCACUUGAAUUUUACGACAAAGCACUUAAAAUAAGAGAAAAAUCUCUGCCUCCGAAUCAUCCGAAUUUGGCUACUACCUACAACAAUAUCGGUGGAGUGUAUAGGAACAUGGGUAACUACUCGAAAGCACUUGAAUUUUACGACAAAUCACUUAGAAUAAGAGAAAAAUCUCUGCCAUCCAAUCAUCCCGAUUUGGCUACUUCCUACAGCAGCAUCGCUGGAGUGUAUGGCAACAUGGGUAACUACUCGAAAGCACUUGAAGUUUUCGAUAAAGCACAUAAAAUACUUGAAAAAUCUCUGCCUCCGAAUCAUCCCGAUUUGGCUACUUCCUACAACAACAUCGGUGAAGUGUAUAGAAACAUGGGUACCUACUCGAAAGCACUUGAAUUUCACGACAAAUCACUUAAAAUAAGAGAAAAAUCUCUGCCUUCGAAUCAUCCCGACUUGGCUAAUUCCUACAACAGCAUCGGUGUGGAUUAUUCCGGACAAGGUGACUACCCAAAAGCACUUUCAUAUCUAGAAAAGGCACUUGCCAUCUUCAAAGAAUCACUUCCACCAACACAUCCUAAUAUUAAAACGGCGAUGAAUAAUAUUGACUAUGUGAAGAUGUGUUUGUUUUUCUUCUCGCUUGCUGAGUAA
Rotaria sp. Silwood1 is the source of this 2115-nucleotide messenger RNA. NCBI's taxonomy places the organism in Eukaryota, Metazoa, Rotifera, Eurotatoria, Philodinida, Philodinidae. The record is from the annotation of a GenBank genome assembly.